UUCGGGAUUCUCCGGAGUAUCUCUCCCUCAGACUUCAUGAAAAACAAACAACGGGCGGCCCUCGUCUCUCCGGAUUAGCUCGCCCGAUUUCUUUACGUUUCCAUUAAUUUUGAAGAAAAUAUUGCUGAUUUUAAGGAUUAUUGUUGGCGCGUUCCGUGUUCCGGGUUCUCCUUCGGUUCGUCACAGGUUCGGCUCCGCUCGGAGCCGCUCUGCCCCGCGGCUGCUCGGUCACAUUCGGCUCUUGUCGUUCGGCGGAAGAAUGGACGAAGCGGACUCGGCCACGAAGGCGCUCGGGCUGGAUGAACCGCCCAUCGGCGGGCCGUCGGUGGAGGGAGUGGGCUCGGAUACCGAGUCGGAGGCCGAAGUCACCACGAUGGCUGUGAUGGCAGAACCGGGAAACAUCGACAUGGGAGCCGAGUCGCUGCCGAACCCAGACGAGGCCGAGGCUGCAUUCGCUGAGGUGAGGGCAGUGACGGUGGGGGACGUUCAGGCAGCAGAGGACAACGUUUUCACCACCACAGUCACCACAUCAGGAAGCCUUCCCGAACACGUGCUGAGCGGCAGGACCACUCUCCAGCUGGGUGAAGGUCUCAGCACCCAGAAGGCCACUCUGAUUGUGGUUCACACUGACGGCAGCAUCGUAGAAGCUGCUGGUCUAAAGUCUGCUGCCACCAUCACAUCAGGCCCACAGACUCCGCCCACUCCGCUGACUCCGCCCCAGGACAAAGACUCCUGCUCCAAGUACAACUGGGACCCCUCAGUCUACAACAAUGAGCUGCCGGUGCGCUGCAGGAACACCAGCGGAGUCCUGUUCAAGAACCGCCUAGGAUCAGGGGGUAAGGGUCGCUGCAUCAAACACAACCAGCAGUGGUUCACUCCCACUGAGUUUGAAGGCCUAGCUGGAAGAGCGAGCAGCAAAGACUGGAAGAGGAGCAUCAGAUACGCUGGCAGGCCUCUGCUCUGCCUCAUACAGGAACGUAUCCUGAACCCCCACGCUGCCUCCUGUACCUGUGCAGCCUGCUGUGAUGACCUGACAGCGGUGAGUGAGCAGGACUGGUCCUGCUCAGCCAGCACGUGUCCAAAGGAGGGGGACUCUCUGGCGACAGAAAGCAUCAGUAUGACUGGUCCAGUUCGCCUCUUCGUCCCAUAUAAGAGACGGAAGAAGGACAUCGAGCCUCCGAUCAUUCCUGCCAAAAAGGAGCUUCCCUCAGCCAAAAACAUCACACUGACUCCAGGAACCACAUUCACAGUGUCCCCCACAGGACAGUUCACCACCUCGGGGACCUUGACCUUUGACCGCACUCCAUCAGGCGACGCCGCAGCUGCCAUCAUCUCAGAGAGCUCAGCACAGAACGAGGUGUUUGCCAGCACCACAGUACUGACAGCAUUGCCGGCGUUGGCUGUGACUCCUCAGCCGGUUCAGGCCAAAGUUGCCGUGGCAGCUGCAGUGGCGUCUCCGCCUGCAGCGCUGGUGACGGGGCUGGAGGUGGGGCCUGUUGGGGGGGCGGGGCCAACGGUGAGUGAAGGGCAGAAGAACACAUGGCUGUACCUGGAGGAGCUCGCCAACACGCUGCUGAGCAACGUCCAGCAGCUGAAGGUUCUCAUCGAACAGGCCAAAAACUCAUCAGGGGACGCUGCGGGGGUCAAAGGUCAGGGAGGAAGAAAGGAGUGUGGUCAGUGUGGUCUUAGUCAAUCAUUUCAGAACCAGAUCUCAUUCCAGCAGCCGGACGACUCCGAGGCCAAGAGGAGCUCAGACAUCACAGAGAUCAUUAUUAAUCAGAUGUGUGUGAACUGCGGCCGGGUGGCGAUGAGUGAGUGUACAGGCUGUCACAAAGUCAACUACUGCUCGACCUUCUGUCAGAGGAAGGACUGGAAGGACCAUCAGCACACCUGCUGUCAAUCAGCAGGGGGCGUGACCGUUCAGGAGGAGGAGCCAAUCACAGCCAUGGACAUGGACAAAGUGAAGUGAAGGUGCAGCAGGCUGUAGGAAAGCAGGACUUCAGUGAGGACGUCACGUCUUCAGCUGCUGCAGACAAGAAGAGCUUAAGUGGCAAAAAGUGGAGUGUUUUUCACAAACCUGACCUCCUCACUGGAAUUGUUAUUCUGAACGUUUUCCCUCAGACUGAGAGAGGAAGUUCUCUGAUCUCCUGAAAGCUGAAUUUGUGCCACUUUGUAUUUGAGGAAGCCAAGGGUUUUCCUACUUACUUUAUAAUUUUUUUUUUCUUAAUCACAGCAGCAUCUAGUGGACUUUAAAGAUCUGAAGCUUGAAAAUUCAGGAAACAGAAAACUUGGAGAUAAUCUGAACAAAAGUAACAGUUUGAAAUAUCACAGCAACGUGUAAAUCCGACAGUGACUGCUAUUUUAGUAGCAAGUAAUUUUUCUAUUAAUUUAUUACUUAAUUUCAUCAGCUAUUAUAGUGCUGUUUUCUAUUUUGUGUCUUCCCCAGGGACUGGCAUCUCUCUGCUGCUUUGUUGCCAUUUUACCUCUUAAUAAAGAAAUUUAACUGUCACGACUGCAUGAUGGAAAACGUCUUGAACCAGACAACCAGACAGAGUGACUGUCCUGGGUGUUUUUCAAGGGUUCUUUCUUGUAAAAAAAAAAUCUGACAGUUUGUAUUUUACUACAUGUGAACAUGAAAGAAGUUCUGAAAUAAAAAAUACCCUUGUAAUUUUA
Acanthochromis polyacanthus (spiny chromis) is the source of this 2673-nucleotide messenger RNA. It is a transcript of the gene deaf1, whose product is annotated as DEAF1 transcription factor. Gene Ontology annotation, molecular function: DNA binding; DNA-binding transcription factor activity, RNA polymerase II-specific. The record is from RefSeq and is a predicted model, not a curated record. Bases 260 to 1969 code for a protein of 569 amino acids. Gene Ontology annotation, biological process: regulation of transcription by RNA polymerase II. Gene Ontology annotation, cellular component: nucleus. NCBI's taxonomy places the organism in Eukaryota, Metazoa, Chordata, Actinopteri, Pomacentridae. The transcript is spliced from 13 exons.